AUGCAAACGACCAAGAAGCAUACUAAGACGCACUCAACGUACGCGUUUGAGAGCAAUACCAACAGCGUUGCUGCAUCGCAGAUGCGCAACGCGCUCAACAAAUUGGCGGAUUCCAUAAAAGACGAAGAGGUGCGCGGCAAGUUUGAAGCGGAGCUAGAUUUGUUCUUCACGCUGUUUAGACGGUACUUGGUCGAAAAGGCUUCUGGAAGUACUCUGGACUGGGACAAAAUCAAGUCUCCAAACCCGGAAGAAGUUGUCGACUACUCGGUUAUCGAGCAGCAGCCAGAGAACGUGGCCAAUUUGGCGAAACUCGCGGUCCUGAAGCUUAACGGUGGCCUCGGAACAUCGAUGGGGUGUGUGGGCCCAAAAUCUGUGAUUGAAGUGCGCGAUGGAAACACGUUUUUGGACCUUUCUGUGCGUCAAAUUGAGUAUCUCAACCGUCAAUACGACAGUGACGUGCCACUGCUUCUAAUGAACUCGUUCAACACUGAUGCAGACACUGCCCACUUGAUCAAGAAGUACUCGGCGAAUCGUAUUCGCAUCCGCUCUUUCAACCAGUCACGUUUCCCACGUGUACUCAAAGAUUCUUUACUGCCAGUUCCCUCAUCUUACGACGAGGACCUCGAUGCUUGGUAUCCGCCAGGCCACGGUGAUUUGUUUGAGUCGUUGCAUGCCUCUGGUGAGUUGGAUGCAUUGAUCGCCCAGGGCCGUGAAAUUUUGUUUGUCUCCAACGGUGACAAUCUAGGUGCUACGGUCGAUCUCAAGAUUCUCAACCACAUGAUCGAAAGUGGCGCCGAAUACAUUAUGGAAUUGACUGACAAGACCAGAGCAGAUGUUAAAGGUGGUACUUUGAUCUCCUAUGAUGGUCAAGUUCGUUUGCUCGAAGUUGCUCAGGUGCCAAAGGAGCAUGUCGAUGAGUUCAAAAAUAUCCGCAAGUUCAAGAACUUCAACACCAAUAACUUGUGGAUCAACUUGAAGGCUGUCAAAAAAUUAGUAGAGUCCAGCAGUUUGCAAAUGGAAAUCAUUCCUAACCAAAAGACAAUCAGCAGAGGUGGCCACGACAUUAACGUUUUGCAGCUGGAAACCGCUUGUGGUGCUGCUAUCAGACAUUUCGAAGGAGCUCAUGGUGUGGUUGUGCCCAGAUCUCGUUUCUUACCAGUUAAAACUUGUUCGGACUUGUUGUUGGUGAAGUCAGACUUGUUCUGCUUAGAGCAUGGUGCCUUGAAACUUGAUCCUACCAGGUUCGGUCCAAACCCAUUAAUUAAGUUGGGCUCUCACUUUAAAAAAGUGUCUGGUUUCAACGCCAGAAUACCCCAUAUCCCAAAGAUCGUCGAGUUGGAUCAUUUGACAAUUACGGGUAACGUAUUCCUUGGCAAAGGCGUCACCUUGAAAGGUACCGUUAUCAUUGUCUGUUCUGAAGGACAGAAAAUAGAUAUUCCAAAUGGUUCCAUUCUGGAGAAUGCAGUUAUCACAGGAAACUUGCAAAUCUUAGAGCACUGA
Molecule: messenger RNA, 1500 nt
Organism: Lachancea dasiensis
Lineage: Eukaryota; Fungi; Ascomycota; Saccharomycetes; Saccharomycetales; Saccharomycetaceae
Source: the annotation of a GenBank genome assembly